GCGCCCGCGAGAUAAAGCUGGCUGAUUUAUCUAUCAUUCAAUUUUAUUGUGCGUUGUAAACUGAUACACUAAUAUAGGAUCAUUGCGCCCGCGCCGCCCGGAAAGAUUGCAGUCGGCAUUGUUUCGGAAUGGUGUCGCCUUUUGUAAGACAGGUAUGGACGGUGUCGGGGGUGCUGCUGAACAUGUGCGGACAGGGCAUGCUGCUCAGCUACUCCGCCGUGCUGCUGCCGGCGCUCGCGGCGCACGACGCACAGAUCCAGACCGACUUGGACACUAACGCCUGGAUAUCCUCAUCGGUGGGUGUCGCUGGAAUUCCCGGGUUUAUCCUGUCCUCAUACCUGAUGUCCCGGUGGGGUCGGCGGAUAGCCCACGCGCUCGUGAUCCUCCCCGGAGUCCUCGGGUGGACCCUCAUCUCCUUUGCCAACAACGUCUCUCUUCUACUCAUAGGUAGAAUCCUCGGCGGCGUCACCGCCGGGGCUACCGUGGGACUCGGAGCUGUGGUCAUCGGAGAAUUCACCGACCCAGAAAAUAGAGGAAUGUUCUUGAACCUCAAAACUGCUGCAGUUUGUUUGGGAAGCACAGUUGUACACAUUCUCGGACAUUUUUUAAAUUGGAGACUGAUAGCUUUGAUAGCUUUAGUACCUCACAUAGGAGCUCUAGGCAUCGUCUGUACGUGGCCUGAAAGUCCAGCGUGGUUAGCCUCGCGGAGUCUGUUUCAGAGAGCACAGAAAUCCUUCAUCUGGCUCAGGGGCGAUGGAGAGAAAGCGAUGAAUGAGCUAGAAGAGUUGAUCCGCGCCCAGAAAAUGAACUUGGCCCAGCCUACGACAAAUAACUCGUUCGAAGACAAUAUGAAAGAAUUUGUUAAAAAGUUCUUAAAAAAAGACUUUCUGAAACCCCUUCUUAUAGUUAUUGUGGCAAUGAUGUUAUUAGAAACUUCUGGAAGGCAUAUUUUUCCAGCAUAUGCUAUCCAAAUUAUUGGAACAAUCGUAGGCAACAAAACACAGUCAUUUUACUACGUUUUAGCCAUAGAUCUAAUAACAACAAUAAGCGCUACCUUUUCUUCAGUCUUAGUAAAACUUAUGAAAAGACGCACUCUUCUGUUUUCGACAGGUUAUAGUUCAGUAGUAGUUUUACUGUGUUUAUGUGGUAUCCUGUUUUUGCAAUCAAAGGGCUUUAUAUCAGCAAACUACUCAUGGAUUCCCAUAGGUUUGUUUGUUAUAUACUUUAUAUUAGCUAAUUUAGGAUGUGCUCCGAUACCGUUAGCUUUAUUAGGAGAAGUUUUUCCAAUGGCCCAUAGGAGUACAGGUUCUUGCUUGGCUGGUAUCAUAAUGUCGGUGAAUGUGAACCUGGGUCUGCUGCUGACCCCCUACAUGUUGGUGGGCCUCGACGUCUACGGAACAUUUGCUGUAUUUGCUUUAAUAAGUGCUGCAUUUUUGCUAAUUUUGUACUUUGUUUUACCGGAGACAAAGGACAGGACGUUACAGGAAAUUGAAGAUUACUUCAACUUGGGCAAAUUCAAAGAUGACGAGAAAGUAAUAGGCGAUCAUGAAGGCGUUAAAGUUAAAAUGUUAGCUUAAAUUUUGAAUAUUCAGUCAAGAAACUUGCGGGAGCUACGUCAAGAUACUUUAUAUUAAGGUACCUACAUGUAUAGAUUGUACAUAUACUACUACAUACUACUCUUUUCUUUGUCUCUUCAUAGCAAGUAAGUUUUAUGAUUAGUCUGUGACUUUAGUCUAAGAAUAAUAAAGUCAUAAAGUUUA
Amyelois transitella is the source of this 1760-nucleotide messenger RNA. RefSeq names its product facilitated trehalose transporter Tret1. The record is from RefSeq and is a predicted model, not a curated record. Gene Ontology annotation, biological process: transmembrane transport. The coding region runs from base 129 to 1577 and encodes 482 amino acids. The transcript is spliced from 3 exons. Gene Ontology annotation, cellular component: membrane. Gene Ontology annotation, molecular function: transmembrane transporter activity. Lineage: Eukaryota; Metazoa; Arthropoda; Insecta; Lepidoptera; Pyralidae.